CACAAAUGACAAUGUCCCCCAGAUUUGUUUUCAACACUUCGAUGCUCACUACAACAUCAUCCAUUCUACUAACACUACGUAACCAUCUCCCACCGUCCAUAUCUCAAUAUCUCAUCACCUCACCCUAACAUCACCCUCUCAUUCACAAUCCAACGUCUCUAAACCGUCAAUCACCAAAUCACUAAAAUAAAACUGAACACAACAGAUAACAAAAUUUUCCCAGUAGAACCAAUAGGGUCCAAUACAGCUUGCUGUUGUGCCGUUGGUUCAACACACAGAAAGAAGAAGAAAGAAAAAAACAGCAGCGACUCAGUCUCAAAUUCUCUUCAUCUGAAAUCCCCAAAUUCAAAACCCUAAACCUAAAUUAGAUCAUUGUUUUAGUAUCACUGAUUGAUAGAUUGAGGGUUACUCCAAAAAAAAUCCUAGAUUUUGAUCUAAUUUUGCCUAAUUUUGAGUGGAAAUCAGUGAGGAUUUGCCCAUUGUAAUGAUCUCAUGUUAUUUUGUGGAUAAUUUGAGUGUCAAAUAUGAUGAACAGCCACAAUAGCAACGGUAUGAUAUCAUCAACUUCAACAAUUAAUAAUUCCCAAUCAGCAACAACAGCAGGAGGAGUGAAAACCUAUUUCAAAACCCCAGAAGGCCGAUUUAAAUUACAGUAUGAAAAAGCUCAUCCAACUGGUUUACUUCACUAUUCUCAUGGUAAAGCUGUUACUCAGGUAACGACAGCGUAUCUUAAAGAGAAAUCUGCACAAUUGCCACCAACGCCGACUUCUAGUUCGAAUGGUGGUAGUGGAGUUAGGUUGUUGUCUGCUGCUAGAUUUCUAGGAGGUAGUAAUGGGAGUCGUGCACUUAGUUUUGUCGGUGGGAAUGGUUCGAGUAAAACGGUAGCUGGAAAUGGUAGGGUUUCAUCGAUGGGUUCUGGUACAAGUACUAGUAAUUCUUCGGCUACUUCGAAUUAUGAUGGGAAAGGAACUUAUUUGAUCUUCAAUGUUGGUGAUACUAUUUUUAUCAGUGACUUGAAUUCACAAGAUAAGGAUCCCAUCAAAUCAAUUCAUUUCAGUAAUUUAAAUCCUAUAUGCCAUGCAUUUGAUCCUGAGGCUAAAGAUGGGCAUGACUUGAUUAUAGGACUGAACUCUGGAGAUGUGUACUCGGUGUCAUUGAGACAGCAAUUACAAGAUGUUGGGAAGAAGCUAGUUGGAGCUCAUCACUAUAACAAGGAUGGUUCAGUUAAUAACAGUCGAUGCACUAAUAUGGCAUGGGUACCUGAAGGUGAUGGAACCUUUGUUGUUGCUCACGCUGAUGGGAAUUUGUAUGUCUAUGAAAAGGGCAAAGAUGGUGCUGCUGAUUCUUCAUUUCCUGUUAUCAGGGAUCAAACUCAAUUUUCUGUUGCACAUGCGAGGUCCAGUAAGAGUAAUCCUAUUGCUAGAUGGCAUAUUUGUCAGGGUUCAAUUAAUAGCAUAUCUUUCUCAGCAGAUGGUACAUACUUGGCGACUGUUGGAAGAGAUGGUUAUUUGCGGGUGUUUGACUACUCCAAAGAACAGCUAAUUUGUGGUGGGAAAAGCUAUUAUGGUGCUCUAUUGUGUUGUGCUUGGAGCAUGGACGGGAAAUAUAUUUUGGCUGGAGGUGAAGACGAUCUGGUACAAGUUUGGAGUAUGGACGAUCGAAAAGUAGUAGCAUGGGGAGAGGGUCACAGCUCAUGGGUUAGUGGUGUAUCUUUUGACUCAUACUGGUCAUCACCAGCCUCAGAUGGCACAGGGGAAAGUGCCAUGUACCGGUUUGGUUCCGUUGGUCAAGAUACACAGUUGCUUCUGUGGGACCUGGUAAUGGACGAACUGGUGGUGCCUCUUCGACGCCCUCCAGGUGGUUCCCCAACAUAUAGCACCGGAAGUCAGUCUGCUCAUUGGGACAACAGCAUGUGCCCAGUAGGUACCCUCCAACCUGCUCCCAGCAUGAGGGAUGUGCCAAAGCUCUCUCCCGUAGUGACCCAUCGUGUUCACACUGAACCUCUAUCUGGAUUGACAUUCACCCAAGAAUCAGUUCUCACUGUAUGCCGAGAGGGACACGUGAAAAUAUGGAUGAGACCAGGUUACGGCGAACCUCAACCUACUAACAACAAUUCCUCAGAGAACGUGCUAAGUACCAGCGCCAAGGAAAAGCCGCAAUUGAGUAAAAUCAGAAUAACCCCUUAAUAGUAGUGACUUGUAUUUGUACUCUAAUAACAUUAUUCAAUAAUCACUUGGUUUAGGGUAAAACGAUUUUGGUUUUAAUGUCUAACCACACCAGCUUCCACCUGUUUAUUGGUCAAAGCUGUUAAAUUAUUUGUAUACCGAUCAAUAUCAGUUUAAACUUGUAUGAAGUGGUAAAGAUUAUACACCACCCUGUUCCUCUGUAAAUCUCUGGUGAUAUGUUGAGAGUAAAAGAGGUUACUCAGGCUUCCUCGCGGAGAACCGCCCACAUCAUCUAGGUCAUCUCCCAUUGAGAGCAGCUUCACCUUGCACCAUCAUUGUGCAUUAUGCAACCGUAGCAGUGCAUGUUCAGGGAUGCUGCUUCACUACCACGUUUGGGCUCAAGUCAUCUUAACAGCAGCAUGAGGUUGUCCUUGUGAGGUGUGAUGCAAGGAACUGAAGUGCAAACAUCCUAAACAUAAAGAAAGAAAGGAAAAAUGAUUGAAGCAUGGUGGGAUAGGUAAAAAUUCUAGAAGAUAGUGUUCGGUGUAAAAAAUGACUUUUGUUGUUGUUGUUUAUGAUGGCCUUUUUAGAUUGCUCUUUUUGUUUUUCAUUGGGUUUGCAGACACGUUUCCAGAUCUUAUAGUUGAUUAGAUGAAUUUUUUUGUUAGAUUUUUGUCAUUGUCAA
This is a messenger RNA of Papaver somniferum (opium poppy), 2850 nucleotides long. Its product is annotated as probable catabolite repression protein creC. Lineage: Eukaryota; Viridiplantae; Streptophyta; Magnoliopsida; Ranunculales; Papaveraceae. The transcript is spliced from 12 exons. The record is from RefSeq and is a predicted model, not a curated record. Gene Ontology annotation, molecular function: protein binding. Bases 525 to 2186 code for a protein of 553 amino acids.